AUGGAGGUAGAUGUUAAAGUAGAGGGUGAAGAAGAUCAUGUAAAAAUGGAAAGGGAAAGGUGGUCCGAGGUAUGGAAGUAUUAUACCAGACUUCCAAUUGGUACAGAUGGUAGGGAAAGGGCUGAAUGCGAUAGGUGCAAAAAAAGAUACAUUUAUGAAACAAAAAAUGGGACAGGUAGCUUAAGAAAUCACAUUCCAAAGUGUCCAAGAAGGGACAACAGUGACAUAACACAAUUCAUUUUUGCAAAAUCAGGUGGUUCCAUUUCAAUAAAUUCCACAGUUUUUAAACCCGAAAGAUUUCGUGAACUUAUUAGUGAAGCUAUUGUCAAGCACGACCUUCCCUUUAAGUUUGUAGAGUACACGGGAAUUAGAGAAAUCUUUAGUUACUUAAAUGAAAAAGUUACCAGAAUUACUAGAAACACUGCUAAAGAAGAUGUGUUGAAUUUGUUUAAAAGAGAAAAAGGAAAAUUCAAGAAAUUGUUUGAGUUACUUCCUCGUCGGAUUUCAUUAACUGUUGAUUUGUGGUCUUCUAUUAACACAGACGGUUUCUUGUGUGUUACUUCUCACUUUAUUGAUGAGGAGUGGAAGUUGCAAAAAAGAAUUUUGAACUUUCAAUAUAUGCCACCUCCACAUAAUGGCUUGUUUACAAUCACAUUAGAUAAUGCUGCAAGUAAUGAUACUUUUGUCAAUCUCCUAAAAGGUCAAUUAUGUAAUGAAGGUGCACUUCGUAGUAAUGGGGAUUAUUUUCAUGUUCAAUGUUGUGCUCAUGUGUUGAAUUUAGUUGUGCAAGAUGGCUUGAAGGCUAUUGAUGAAGGGAUUGUCAAAAUUAGAGAAUCUAUCAAAUGGAAUGCUAAUUUUCUUAUGAUUGAAAGUGCUCUUUUUUAUCGUCGUGCUUUUUUCCGUUUAGCACUAAGUGAUUCUAAUUACUUAGAUUGUCCAAGUAAUGAAGAAUGGGUUGAAAGAACUUUAAAAGAAGAAAUAGAAAGUUCGGAUACGUUUAUGAAGAUAAUGGCUUGCAAAAUGUAUGAGAAGUUCUCUAAAUAUUGGUCCGAGUAUAGUCCAAUUUUGGCCAUGGCUGCAGUUUUGGAUCAACGUUAUAAAAUGCAAUAUGUUGAGUUUACUUACAAAAAACUCUAUGGAAGCAGUUUUCGUGAGCAUAAUGAUUGUAUUCGGGAGAAGUUACAUGAUCUAUUUGGUGAAUACGUUAUUGAAUUACCCAUGUCUUAUAGAGCAUCAACCGUUUCAACAAGUGAUUCAAGUAAUAGUGUUUACAAAAAGAAAGAUGACAAGACACUUAGUAAAAGCACGAGAGAAAUGCUACAAGAGUUCACAGUGUAUGAAACUAAGGAGUUUGCUUUGUCUCAAAAAUCACAAUUAGAGAUGUAUCUAGAUGAACCAAGAAGUGAAGUAACUGAAGAUAUAAAUGUACUUUCUUUUUGGAAAGCUCAUCAAUAUCGUUAUCCGGAACUUGCUUCCAUGGCUCGAGAUAUUUUGAGCAUCCCCGUCUCCACGGUUGCAUCUGAAUCAGCAUUUAGUAAUGGUGGUCGUGUUCUUGAUCAAUAUCGGAGUUCGUUGAAACAUGAAAAUGUUGAAGCUCUAAUUUGUGCAAAAGAUUGGUUGUUUGGGAUUAAAGGUGAUGAAGAAUUAUGUUUACAAUAUCUUACAAAAGAUGUUAUGAAGUUGGAUAGCCAUGCCAAUGGUACACAUGAAGAAAUGGAGUCACAAGCUUGA
Lactuca sativa (garden lettuce) is the source of this 1731-nucleotide messenger RNA. Its product is annotated as zinc finger BED domain-containing protein RICESLEEPER 2-like. The record is from RefSeq and is a predicted model, not a curated record. NCBI's taxonomy places the organism in Eukaryota, Viridiplantae, Streptophyta, Magnoliopsida, Asterales, Asteraceae. Gene Ontology annotation, molecular function: protein dimerization activity; DNA binding.